Hyla sarda is the source of this 1795-nucleotide messenger RNA. RefSeq names its product fatty acid desaturase 6 (gene FADS6). Bases 448 to 1632 code for a protein of 394 amino acids. Gene Ontology annotation, biological process: lipid metabolic process. The record is from RefSeq and is a predicted model, not a curated record. The transcript is spliced from 6 exons. Gene Ontology annotation, molecular function: oxidoreductase activity, acting on paired donors, with oxidation of a pair of donors resulting in the reduction of molecular oxygen to two molecules of water. Lineage: Eukaryota; Metazoa; Chordata; Amphibia; Anura; Hylidae. Gene Ontology annotation, cellular component: membrane.
UUUUAUUGUAAGGAAUUAUAUUGGAUAUCACAUUCCCUUUCAUGCACUCUAACAAACUGUAGGAAUGGUCCAGGUUGCACAUAUUUAAUGUCCACCCCUCCAAUUUAACCUCAUUGAGAUAGCCAGCCAAAGUUAUUGGAGAAAAGUCUGCCUAGGAAUUGUGGUCCUUGCACAUAUUAUCAAAAUACUUACAGAUAAAAACAUUUUAUAGAGCAACCUUUUCAAAAAGGGUGAUCUUUUGGAGAUGUGUCUCUGUAUAACAAUACAUUCUUUUUUGCUUUUUGACUCAAAGUCAUUUUCAUGUUUUAUUUCAGUAGACUUUACUUGAAGACAUUUGAGGCCAAGUUGCAACAUUCACCUGUCAGUAAACUUCGAUGACGUGACAUAAACCAGGGAGGGAGUGUUUGUUACAUUUUGUGUCUUUGUUGUUUUUGCCUCGAAAAAAAAAUGGAUGAUGAGGUGGAAGAGCUUAACUCCCGGCAAGUCAAUAAUCUAUGUCUUCAGGCAUCCAAAAUGGAAGAAUCAGAGGCGAGUCUCUCAGAUGAAUGCUUACUGAUCCAUAGAAAAAGGAGGGACAAACAGCACUCACCGGACUGUGGCACAGACUCUAUAAAGGAUCAGUUGUGGAAAUCUCCAAAUACAGAUGAAGAUGACAGGAUGCAGGAACUUUCUCAGGUGGUGCAUAAAGUAUGGAAAAACAGCAGUUGGUGGGAGAGGUAUGGAACAGAUUGGAGUAUAUUUGGACUGGCAUUCUGCAUGUUACCUGUUGGUUUCCUGUGCCUGAGAUCCCAAAGCCUUUUCUUGUGUGCAGUGGGCAUUUUUUUACUUGGACUGGUUCAUUUUGUCUUCACAAUUAAAGGGAGUCAUAUGUCAAGUCAUCGCACACUGUGCCAGUCUCGCACCUUGGGCAAGUUUUGGGCCACGUUCUUCGCUGAGGUGUGUUCAUGUGUACCACUUCAAUGUGGAGAAGAAGGGCAUGUGAAAUUACAUCAUGGUUACACAAACAUUAUUGGUUUAGGGGACUCCAGCAUCUGGAAGGUUCCAUACCUUAGUUGUGGCAUCUAUAUGUUUGUGGCACCACUGUUGCUACCUAUCGUCACAGUUUUUGUUGGAUUAAAAUAUGUGACUCAGAUGCCAUUAGUCCCAGCACUGCGCAGUCUUUUCUGUAUGGUUUUCGGAUUGUGGAGUAACUUCCAGUUGCUUGUAAAUGUCUCAGGCUUGAGUUAUUCAUCAGCACUUGGGUGCAUGUUUCUCUCCAGAGCUCUGUUAGCCAUACCAUUUAUACAUGUUAAUAUAUUUCAGCACAUUGGUCUCCCAAUGUUUUCCCUAUCAAAUCGGCCACGUCGCCUUCAACUAAUGACUAAUGCAGUACUAAACCUGCCCCGAAACGUCAUUCUGGAUUGGACGUUUGGACACUCCCUCAUCAGUUGUCAUGUGGAACAUCAUCUUUUCCCACAUCUUUCCGACAAUAUGUGUCUUAAGGUAAAGCCUUUGGUGUCUAAAUAUGUGUGUGAUCACAAUCUGCCCUACCACGAGGACACAUAUAUGUCACGUCUUCAACUAUUUCUGAGCAAUUAUAAAGAGCUUAUGGUUCUUGCUCCACCCAUUGCUCAUCUGGUGGAAUUUCACUGAGGUCCGUUUAGAUCAUAUCUUAAUCUUCAUAUAUAUAUAAUGCUCUACAUUUCCUUACUGAUAAUAUUCUGAAACACUAAUGUGAUGGUUCCUAGAGUCAACUUACCCCUUCGCUAUUGUUGCUCCCAGAGGACUAUGGCUAUGGAAGAGUGACUAUGGACUA